Molecule: messenger RNA, 5927 nt
Organism: Sciurus carolinensis (gray squirrel)
Lineage: Eukaryota; Metazoa; Chordata; Mammalia; Rodentia; Sciuridae
Product: translation initiation factor IF-2-like
Exons: 4
Coding region: 1437-2423 (328 amino acids)
Source: RefSeq, a predicted model, not a curated record
CCCCCAGCUCCUCUUCAUCCGAACCCUGCUCCCGUCUCCUCCUAUGGCCGGGCAGCUGGUGACCUUGACCCCUGCACAGCUCUGCAGUUCCUCUCCCGGGAUCAGCGCCCAUUCCAGCCUCAGCAGCCUGACCUGGCAUGUGGGGCGUGGUGGCUUCUGAUUUGGGGUGAGCAUCCUGGCCCGGGAAUGCAGGCCUGAGGGGAGCCGACAGCCACAGAGCGCUGGCCGAGGACAGGCGUGUCCCCAGGGCUCCAAACAUGCAGCCGCUGUGUCCCCAGGGCGCUGUGGGGGGGGGUCGUGCUAUUGCCCCAUCUCACAGGGGAGGAGACCGAAGUCCGUCACCCCCUGUGCCCAGCCAGCAGGCAGAGCCCAGCCCGCCUUCCACCCCGGCCGGCCCCUCCUGCCCCCGGGCCCAGGGCACAUUCUGAGUGGGCACAAAUAGCAUCUCAUUAAAAAGCCUCGGGGGGCAGAUCCGCUUGACAGGUGAGGGAACCCAGCUCGGGCUCUGUCCACGUCACAGACGUCCCUCUGCAAACUGCAGCGAGUGAGCCAGCACCCCGUGUGCCAGUCUGUCCACAGCCAGGACAACAUCCCACGUCACCCGGGACCCUGUCCAAAGCCGUGUGCGUCAUUGACAGCCCGUCUCUGGCACCUUUCUUCAAGGGUCCCCGACUACCAACUAUUAUUAUCUGGUGACAAUGAUCCUUGGAUUCCUGAUGACAGACGCAGGACUUGGCACCCUCAGAGAGGGCUCCAGGUCAGGACACCGGAAGGAGACUGCCUGGGGCAGAAGCUGGCGGGGGACUGGGCAUGCGAGGCAGCAGGGAUCUUGGGCGUUAGGAGAGCCCCCCAGUGUCUCCGGGAAAGAAUCACGGACGCCAAGUUCUAGCCCGGCUCUGUAUCGAAUGUGCUGUGUGGCACUGGAGAAGUCAUUCAACCUCUCUGGGUCCUGCCAGAAGAGUCGGUCUAGAUGAUUUUUCAGCCUCCAAAAGUCUUUCCGGUGCCUCACCCUCCACUCAGCACAGAGAGGUGGGCGACCCUGUAAUACUUCACGGCACAGGAGGACAGAGCUAGCGUCUGCUGAGCCAUUCUUGCGCCUGUGGCUUCCGGCUCCGUUGGCCCUGAGUCCUGCAGCGGGGAUGCCCCGGAUCCACCCGAUGGCAGUGCCUCAAAAUGAUGGACGAGGAGGCGCCUUCUUCGCGGCCUGCGCUGUCCUGCGUUCGUCCAUCCACGGAUCAGCCCGGCUGCGGAGGUGGAGACCCUUCCUGCUCCAUGGGACCAGGAGCCCGUCUCCAGCCUGGCGCGACCCCGGGACGGGACUGUCGUCGUCGAGAGCGGGGAGGCUAAAUCCGAGUGUCCUGAACUGGGAUCCCAGCCCCCUCUCACUAGCUGUGUGACUUUGGGCAGGUGACUUAACCUCUCUGUGACAUGCGGUGAUGACACGUUGGCCUCGGAAGCUCGCUGCGGGGCCUAAACACAGCGAAGCACCCAGGCCGCACUCAGUAGGCACCGCGGGCCGUGCCCUCCUCCCCGGCGUCGCCGCCAUCGUCCCGUGCUUUUGCUCCGGCCCUCUUCGCCAGGAGUUCCAGGUUCUGCGCGGCUGGCUCGCCGGCUCCGGCUGGGGCUGUUCCUCCCCGUCACGCUCGAGCUGUGGCCACCAGCGCGGCUCUCAAACUCCACCCUCCGCCACCCCGACAAGAAGGCGAAGCUGGGAGCCGGAGGCCCUGGGCAGUCGGAGCCCCGGCCGAGCUCCGUGUGCAGCCCGGCUUCUAAACUCCAGGGCGGACGGCCUGCGGCUCGGGCCUCCCGUCUGGCCCACAGACUCGCGGGCUGUCACCUCUCGUGUUCCCAGGCAGCGAGUGACCUCACCAAGGUCGGGAAGCAGGGCCGGGCACCUGCAGCAGAAGCCCCGGGCCGCCUCACCCGGCCUGAGAGGAGGCAGCAGGCCAGGCCCCGGGAGGCCUGCAGCCGGGACAAGACAGGGCGCCACGCCCUUGGGGGCCUGCCAGGGGCCCAGCCUGGGCAUGUGUCUUGUCCCUGGCCGCCAGCCGCUGGCCCCUGGCCGCCGGCCCCUGGCAGGCCUCUCUGAUCCGCCCCGGGAAGGGAAGAAGUGUCUCCAGAUCACACACCACCCUGAGUCUCCUUCAAGAUGUCCAAGGCCCUGCCAGGGACCAGAGGCCCCCGAUCACCUUGGAAAGACCCCUGCUGUCCCCCGUGGCUCCUACCGGAGGCUGGGAGGAUCCUGCGUCCUGAGAGUGGGACAGAAGACCAUCCCUUUGCUCAACCAAUGGGGAAACAGAACCCAGAGAGGGCCAGUGACUUUUCCAAGGUCACACAGGAACAGCGGCUUGGGGGUUGAUGAGACGUUCGGGGGGCAUUUCGUCCAAUCAGGAGGGGCCUGUUGCAGCCCCAGCAGCCAGUGACAGGGACAGAGACGGAGGGGAGUUGCUCAGGUGCCAGCCAGCCAGCAGAAACCUGGCUUCUUCCUCAAGGCUGCAGCCCGACCCCAGCCCCGACUUCAGGUAGCUGCUGGCAGCAGGGAUUAGGACUUCCCCCCACUGAACAGGAGAGAAAUUCAAGGCUCAGAGAGGUUGAGCAUCUUUCCGAGGGUCACACAGCUGCUCAACGACAGAGCCACGUCUGGAUCCCGACCUGUCUCACCUUGAAAGUCACGCCUUAGCUUUGACAUUUCGUGGACUUUAACAGGCUUGUGGCUCUGGGGACCCAUUUAGGCCUCAUCUAGCAUCCCACGAGGCCCUCGGGGACACACAAGGGGAAGAAAACACUUCAGCUCCUCCAGCGCUGUGGCCACAGUCUCCCGGACGCUCCGCUGCCUCCGCACAGAUUCCCGAUGACCAAAGGGCCAAGUCACGCAGGCCAAGCGUCCGGCACCUCUUCCCGAGGACCACAGUGACGCCAAGACCCGCCCGUGUCAGCAGUGGGAGAGGCAGGGACCGCGGGGACUCCGGGCCUCCAUCCUUCCGUUCACUGGCCUUGAGGGAGGCCCAUCUCAGAGUCUGUACAGGUCAGACCCUCGGCAGCUGCAGCCCCUACUUCUGACUGGAGGGCGAGUGAGGCCAUGGGUGGGAGGGGAGGCCAGAAAGAAGGAGGCUGUGGCAAGCGGCUGAGGCCAGCGGAGCCGCCUGCCCGGCACCCUGGGGUCUGAUUGGCAUCCUCGGCUCCAGAGCUCAGGGCGUUGCCCUCCUGCCUGUGCCCCUGAGAGCAGCAGGACAGCCCGCAGGGUGGGCUGCCCGGGCCGAUGAUCCGGAGCCCCGGCGCGUCUCCCACCCCCAGCAGCCAGCUGUCGGGGGACGGCCUGCGUUUCCAACCCCAUCAGCGCGUUAGCGAUGCCAACGUGUCCAAGGUGGAGCCUUCGCCAGCCGGCAGCCUGCCCGUUAGCUGCUGCUCGAGGCUCCGGCUUUGAAGUUGGUGAGACCUUUUAAGUUAAGUGGCGGGAGGCGCGGCUGUGGCUACCCGCGUGGCCUGCUCUGCAGGGACUCGACGGCCUGGCUGGGGCGGGCACCCCGGGCAGGCGUCCUGCUCAGGGCUUCUCUCUUCAGCUUCCAGGAUGCACGGAGCCCCCAAAUCUGAGAGCAGGAGACUCAAUCUCAGGCCUUCAAAUUCCGGAGCCUUCUUGUUCUCCCUACAGAUCACCUGGCAGCCUCUUGAAUCCUCCUGGGGACGGCAGGCUCGCUACCUAAGCUUUAAAACUUCUUCUUUCUAUUGAGUCAAAAUACAGCUUUCUGCACCCCCCCGCGCUUGCUGGGCUCUGCUGGCCCCUUGGCGCUGCAGAGGACCAGCUGAGUCCCACACCAGGAAGCUGCAGGCCCGUCUGAGCCGCCUCUUGUCCAGACUGACCAUCCCCAGACUCGGAGAACCAACUCAGGCGGGACAAGUCACGGCUGGCACAGCACGGCAGGCGCCCCUCAGCUGGGCUGGUGGGCGAGCCUUUGAAGUAGGUGGACAUUUUAAGGGUCGCCGUUUAAGCUAAGGGAAAGGUCCUGGCACUCUGGAGCGGGCCUUCGGUCUCUGGCCUUCGCCUUCAGUCUCUGGUCCGGCACACAGAGAACCCUCCAGCCCCUGUGCAGGCCUGAGCCCAGGCCCCUCUCUGUCCAAGGGCUGAAAGUCCAGUCGAGCUGGCCUCUGAGUUUUCUAGCCUCUAGGAGGCCACCAAGUCCCUCUGGCAACUCCACCAAGGGAGACCGAAGACGAGGAAAGAGGAAGAGCGCCGCGCCUCCUCCCGGCCUCCUCUGGCGCCAGCCCGCCCUCCCGCCAGGCUGGGCGGGGCGCCUACCCCAGGCCGAGCCCGCAGCGCCCCACACGCAGCUCCUGGCAGAGGAACCCUCCUGGGCCAGCGCCAGGCCGCACUCAGAGCUGGCAGGACCUGCCCAGAGCCCUGGCCUGCGCCCGGCCCGCGGGAGCCCACCCGGCUCUGCUCUGCGCCAGGGCCCAUGCUGACCAGUCCCUUCUCCCCAGCUGUCCCCCGAGCUCCAGCGAGGCGACCAGGGCUGGGGUGGGGAGAGGUAUCUUGUAGCAGCCGCGAGGCAAGAGGCAGAGGAACUAAAAAUACAAUGGCGAGGCCAGGCCCGCCCUCCUUGCAGGCUGGCCGGGGGCUUCCGGGAGGAGGGCAGGCGCCAGGGACCCCGGGCUGGUGAACAGGUGCGGCCUGGGACACCCCCCUGGGGACUCCGUGGCUCCUCCUGCCCCCUUCCUUCCUGGUCCCCGUCAUGGGGGCAGCGCUCCUGCAGGAAUCCUGCUUCCAGCCCAUGACCUUCUUCGCCCUCUGGCCUCAACACGGGCACAGCUUGCUCAUCUCUGCCAUUUCUGCCCUGCCAGCCCCUCAGGGGGCAGGGGUGUAAAAGCCACAAACACCCACUGGGCACUCUAGGCAUGCCAGGGCCCUGAGCCUCCCCACCGUGGACACGUAUAAGUCCCACUUUACACAUGAGGAAACUGAGGCACAGAGAGGUUAAGAACCUUGCUCAAAAUACACAGCCAGGAAAUGUCAAGCCCAAGAUUGGAGCGCAGGCAGUCUGCUGGAGUGGGAAGUGGUCUACUUUUCAGACCUUUUGCCUCUCGUCCCCCUGAGAGCACCAAUAAGCCCCUAUCAGAGGAGCAGCCAAUAAGCUCUUCCAAUGUUUGUUUGAUUGUACGGGUCCAGCCAGGGUCUCCCUGGAGGGAAGGCUAAGACGGGCCUUGGCAGCCUCCCGGUAGCUGACAACGGGGGCCCUGCUGCCAUCUAGUGGCCACAAGGAGAAACGCCCCGCCUCGGCAGGCAGGUCCAGCCACCUGCGGGCUCAGCGCUCCGCUGAGAAGGCGCGGGCUGACUUCCCAGGGGUGGGAGCAAUAAGGACCAGCCCCGGUGUGGCUCAAGGCCGGUGUGGACAAGGGAUGGGCGCAGGGACAGUGGCUGCGUGUGCAAGUGGGGGAGCAGCUGGAGGUGCCCGGACUGAACGCCGUGUGCAAAACCCAGGGGUGCGUGGGGGGAGGGGCAGGGCGGACGAGAGACACCGGAAGACCAGUGGGGACUGGUGGCUCGGGUAGGUACAGUGCUGGACUGACCUGGCAGGUAGUGUCAGCUCUGUGGGGUGGUGUCAGGGCAGCAAGGUGAGUACUCCUGGCCCUGAUGCAGGAGGCCCGGAUGUGCAGGCCAGGGCGCCGCACCCCCGAGGACGGCUGGGGUCGGGGGCGUGGCCAGUGCCGGGUUGUAGAAGGGGACCCGGACCUGAGGGCUCUCCUGUGUGUGGGGGUGAGGGGUGCUGGGUGGGCGAGGGCCCUGCCACUGAGCCCCAGCCCCAGCACAUGCGCUACUUCUGGGAUCCAGGAAGAGUGUCCUAACUUUCUAAGGACUUUGCUUCUUUCCUCUGUAAAAUGAGAAAUGUUUAAAUAAUGCCCUAACUCAAUGUCAUGUGAGGAUUAAAACAGAG